CUCCUUCAUUGGUCAGACUUCACAUCAAUCUAGUCAUUUCCGAGAGCUCCUCAAGUUUGAAACUUUUUUUUUUAUGAGGUGGAGGAAUCGGGUUACAACGAACUUUCGUAACCGAUCUGUGCAGCGGGCGAGAGAAGAAAACUGUUCAAUAAUUUACACAUCUGCGGCUGAUACACGAAGCCGACAGUUUAACGGCGCAAAACCAUCAAAAACAUGCUGUGAUGACGACGUUAGACGCCUUGUCAGGAUGAAAACUUGAGAUUUCUUUCGGAUUAAUUUGUCAUCACCACCCCCGUGUCCCUCUGAGAGACUUGACCAUGGACUCCUUCAGCACCAAGAGCUUAGCCUUGCAGGCACAGAAGAAACUCAUGAGCAAAAUGGCAACUAAGAGCGUGGCCAACCUCUUCAUUGAUGACACCAGCAGCGAAGUAUUGGAUGAGCUGUACCGCGUCACCAAAGAGUACACCCGCAACCGUAAAGAGUCCCAGAAGAUCAUCAAGAAUUUGAUCAAAAUGGUGGUGAAGCUGGGUGUGCUCUACAGGAAUAACCAGUUCAACAGUGAGGAGCUAAUCGUGGUGGAGAACUUCAGGAAGAAGGUCCACACUCUGGCCAUGACGGCGGUCAGUUUCCACCAGAUCGAGUUCACCUUCGAUCGUCGCGUCAUGAGCGCCAUUUUGAAUGACUGCCGAGAACUGCUCCACCAGGUCAUCAAACGUCACUUGACGGCUAAGAGCCACUCCCGGGUCAACCAUGUCUUCAAUCACUUUGCCGACUGUGAUUUCCUGGCCGCACUGUACGGGCCCUCGGAGGUUUAUCGUGCCCACCUGCAGAGGAUCUGUAACGGCAUCAAUAAGAUGCUUGACGAUGGAAGCCUCUGACCUCUGUGACCUUGGGCUUGUCGUGAGGCAACUUUACCUCAAAUCAACUUGAUGUCCCAUCAUGCAUGACUUUUUUUUUUUUUUUUCUUUCAAAGGACGCUCAUUGACCUGAUGACACACACACACACUUGUUUGUGUGCUGACCGGAUAUUAUUGUAACACUGAAGUGUCCUUGACUUGUUAAUUCAAAGUGUUGUCCAGUUUGUCUUUUUUUUAUUUCACAGUAAACCCAGCAGAUGAUUUAUAUGAAUGUAAAACUCAGUACUCCCAUCAGUAUAUUCUGAAAAAGGAGCUUUAACAACUGUUUUUAAUCCUCAUUCCGGCAACAACACGCUUGUUCUUGUGUUUAAAGUGGUCAUAUUGUGGGAAGUAAUUCCUCAUCUUCCUGUUUUAAUCAGAUAUGGUUGCAGUCUCACAUUAAAUGUUCUUAGCACUCCACAUUUCUAUGAUGGUGUGUGUAGCAAUGUAACAUUUAAGCUUGAAACAGCUCGUUUUUUGUUUUUUUUUUUUUUUUUGUUUUUUGACGCAUGGUAUGUCACAGAAGUCCUUACCUGAACUCGUGUUUCCGAGACACACAGACGCUGUUUGCAAGCAAGCUAGGCCCUGCAUCUGAAUACUUGUAUGUUCUAAUGUCUGUUUGGAACCUACCACCAAACCGAUACCGUAGUAUGUACUAGAAAUAAGUGAGCAAGUAGUAGGGACAUAAUAUGGAUGUACUACACUGCCGCCAUCUUACCUGUCCUUUGACCCCAAUGUUAACAGGCAACACAAACGCACAUGCCCACAUAUGAUGUGAAAAUUUCCAUCUUUCAACUGCAAGUUUUUUCUUUUAAUCAACCAACUGUUCCCGAUGCAUAUUUGUACAGUGCCACACAGCCCCGUGUAUGCCGAUCCUGUUUUCAUGUAUGCAUGUAUGUCUGUUAUCUUAUUUGAAUUUUCCCAGAAGUUCCUCUUGUUUGGUUAUCAGACUCCAGCUGCAUCAUAGGACAGUGUAUUGUAGGCCAUUACGGAAGUAAAUCUGUGCCAUCAGUUUGAAUUUGAAUUUUUAAGGUUGAAUGUUUUUAGCAUCAAAAUCAGAGUUUGAAGUUGAAUUUCUAAGGUUGAAUUUGUUUAGCAUCAAAAUAUCCAGCCUCAAAAACUUCAACCUAAAAAAAAAAAUUCAACCUCAAAAAAUAGAAAAGCAGGGAGCAGCAACCGAUCCCUUUCUCAGUCAUCCAACGUCACAGCUUUACUUCCAUAAAUGUUGGAUGAUUGAGACAGGGAUCGGUUGCUUCUCCCUGCUUUUCUAUUUUUUUGAGGUUG
Thalassophryne amazonica is the source of this 2180-nucleotide messenger RNA. It is a transcript of the gene tnfaip8l1, whose product is annotated as tumor necrosis factor, alpha-induced protein 8-like 1. The transcript has 3 exons. Gene Ontology annotation, biological process: regulation of apoptotic process. NCBI's taxonomy places the organism in Eukaryota, Metazoa, Chordata, Actinopteri, Batrachoidiformes, Batrachoididae. The record is from RefSeq and is a predicted model, not a curated record. Bases 318 to 878 code for a protein of 186 amino acids. Gene Ontology annotation, cellular component: cytoplasm.